AUGGAGGCGCUAAUUCCAGUUAUCAACAAGCUUCAGGAUGUCUUCAACACGGUGGGCGCCGACAUCAUCCAGUUGCCUCAGAUCGUCGUGGUGGGAACGCAGAGCAGUGGAAAGAGCUCAGUGCUAGAAAGCCUAGUGGGGAGGGACCUGCUUCCCAGAGGCACUGGUAUUGUCACCCGGAGACCUCUCAUUCUGCAGCUAGUCCAUGUUUCACCCGAAGAUAAGAGAAAAACAACAGGAGAAGAAAAUGACCCUGCUACAUGGAAAAACUCAAGACACCUUUCUAAAGGGGUUGAAGCAGAAGAAUGGGGUAAAUUUCUUCACACCAAAAAUAAGCUUUACACGGAUUUUGAUGAAAUUCGACAAGAAAUUGAAAACGAAACAGAAAGGAUUUCGGGAAAUAAUAAGGGAGUAAGCCCUGAGCCAAUUCAUCUUAAGAUUUUUUCACCCAAUGUUGUCAAUCUGACACUUGUGGAUUUGCCAGGAAUGACCAAGGUGCCUGUGGGUGAUCAACCUAAGGAUAUUGAGCUUCAAAUCCGAGAGCUCAUUCUUCGCUUCAUCAGUAAUCCAAAUUCCAUCAUCCUUGCUGUCACUGCUGCUAAUACCGAUAUGGCCACAUCAGAGGCCCUUAAGAUUUCAAGAGAGGUAGAUCCAGAUGGUCGCAGAACCUUAGCUGUAAUCACUAAACUUGACCUCAUGGAUGCGGGUACUGAUGCCAUGGAUGUAUUGAUGGGAAGGGUUAUACCAGUCAAACUUGGAAUAAUUGGAGUAGUUAACAGGAGCCAGCUAGACAUUAACAAUAAGAAGAGUGUAACUGAUUCAAUCCGUGAUGAAUAUGCUUUUCUUCAAAAGAAAUACCCAUCCCUGGCUAAUAGAAAUGGAACAAAGUAUCUUGCUAGGACUCUGAACAGGUUACUGAUGCAUCACAUCAGAGACUGCUUACCAGAGCUGAAAACAAGAAUAAAUGUUCUAGCUGCUCAGUAUCAGUCUCUCCUAAAUAGCUAUGGUGAACCUGUGGAUGAUAAAAGUGCUACUUUACUCCAGCUUAUUACCAAAUUUGCCACAGAAUAUUGUAACACUAUUGAAGGAACCGCAAAAUAUAUUGAAACUUCAGAGCUAUGCGGUGGUGCUCGGAUAUGUUAUAUUUUCCAUGAGACUUUUGGGCGAACUUUAGAAUCUGUUGACCCACUAGGUGGCCUUAACACUAUUGACAUUUUGACUGCCAUUAGAAAUGCUACUGGUCCUCGUCCUGCUUUGUUUGUGCCUGAAGUUUCAUUUGAGUUACUGGUCAAGCGGCAAAUCAAACGUCUGGAAGAACCCAGCCUGCGUUGUGUGGAACUAGUUCAUGAGGAAAUGCAAAGGAUCAUUCAGCACUGUAGCAAUUACAGUACACAGGAGUUGUUGCGGUUUCCUAAACUUCAUGAUGCCAUAGUUGAAGUAGUGACUUGUCUUCUUCGUAAACGGUUACCUGUUACAAAUGAAAUGGUCCAUAACUUAGUGGCAAUUGAACUGGCUUACAUCAACACAAAACAUCCAGACUUUGCUGAUGCUUGUGGGCUGAUGAACAAUAAUAUAGAGGAACAAAGGAGAAACAGGCUAGCGAGAGAAUUACCUUCAGCCGUAUCACGAGACAAGUCUUAUAAAGUUCCAAGUGCUUUGGCACCUGCCUCCCAGGAGCCCUCCCCUGCUGCUUCUGCUGAGGCUGAUGGCAAGUUAAUUCAGGACAGCAGAAGAGAAACUAAAAAUGUUGCAUCUGGAGGUGGUGGGGUCGGAGAUGGUGUUCAGGAACCAACAACAGGCAACUGGAGAGGAAUGCUGAAAACUUCAAAAGCUGAAGAGUUAUUAGCUGAGGAAAAAUCAAAACCAAUUCCAAUUAUGCCAGCCAGUCCCCAAAAAGGCCAUGCUGUCAAUCUGCUGGAUGUGCCAGUUCCUGUUGCACGAAAACUAUCUGCGCGUGAACAGCGAGACUGUGAGGUCAUUGAGCGACUCAUCAAAUCGUAUUUUCUCAUUGUCAGAAAGAAUAUUCAAGACAGUGUGCCAAAGGCAGUAAUGCACUUUUUGGUGAAUCACGUGAAAGAUACUCUUCAGAGUGAGUUAGUAGGACAGCUGUAUAAAUCAUCCUUACUGGAUGAUCUUCUGACUGAAUCCGAGGACAUGGCACAGCGCAGGAAGGAAGCUGCGGACAUGCUAAAGGCAUUACAAGGAGCCAGUCAAAUAAUUGCUGAAAUCCGAGAGACUCAUCUUUGGUGAAGAGAACUAUAUAACACUGAGACUUUGUUGACUCGAAAUUUGCUAGUUACUGCCUACUUGAGUAGAAUUUUAUUUAUGAACUCCUGUGUAUUGCAAUGGUAUGAAUCUGCUCAUGUGAAGAGACUGGCUAUAAACUGAAAAUCGUACUCUG
Messenger RNA from Puma concolor (puma), 2401 nucleotides. It is a transcript of the gene DNM1L, whose product is annotated as dynamin 1L. Gene Ontology annotation, biological process: peroxisome fission; mitochondrial fission; endocytosis. Gene Ontology annotation, molecular function: GTPase activity; GTP binding; microtubule binding. Gene Ontology annotation, cellular component: cytoplasm; membrane; microtubule. The record is from RefSeq and is a predicted model, not a curated record. NCBI's taxonomy places the organism in Eukaryota, Metazoa, Chordata, Mammalia, Carnivora, Felidae.